UGCUACAGCUCUCUCUCUCUCUCUCUCUCUCUCUCUCUCUUUCCUGAAGCUGCUGCCAAAUCCAAAGCUCCCAACAGAUGUCUCAGUUGGACUUUAACAAAAGCAUUUCCCAGUUGCCACCUCCACCUCCCUCGUAGUCAGCGCCCUCCUCCACAUCAUUCUAUCUCAAUUCUCAAGCGCAGAGAGAAAAAGUGAAGAACGAGAAGGAAAAGCGCAACUGUUCAAUCGCUGCGUGGAAGCCUGGAAGAUAGAGUUUGGAGCAGACAUGGGGACCGGACGGAGACAGUUGAAGAUUAUGCUUUGGAAGAAUUGGCUUCUCAAAGUUCGUCACCCUUUCGUCACCUGCGCUGAGAUAUUACUCCCCACAGUAGUAAUGUUGUUGUUAAUAGCUAUAAGGAUGCGUGUCGAUACACAGAUUCACCCAUCGCAGCCGUAUAUCCGGAAAGGGAUGUUUGUGGAAGUGGGCAAAGGAAUAUCACCUAACUUUGAACAAGUUUUGGAAUUACUGUUGAAUAAGGAAGAGUUUCUGGCUUUUGCACCAGACACUGAAGAAACAAGGUCAAUGAUUAACAUAAUAUCGGUUAAAUUUCCCCUCCUGAAGAAUGUAUCUAGAGUUUACAAAGAUGAACAGGAGCUGGAAACCUAUAUAGGCUCAGAUCUCUAUGGUACCUGCAAUCAAAUAAUGAAUUGCUCGAAUCCAAAAAUCAAAGGAGCAGUAGUAUUUCAUGACCAAGGUCCCCAAUCUUUUGAUUAUAGCAUACGUCUCAAUCACACAUGGGCUUUCUCAGGAUUUCCUAACGUUAAAUCCAUCAUGGACACAAAUGGUCCCUACCUUAAUGACUUGGAACUGGGCAUAAAUACGGUACCGACAAUGCAAUACAGCUUCAGCGGUUUCUUAACUCUCCAGCAAGUUUUGGAUUCCUUUAUAAUUUUUGCGGCCCAGCAAUCUGACACCAAAAAUAUAGAACUUCCUUCAUCUUUGCCCUCUGGCGAACCUUCCUCUCUUAAAGUGCCAUGGACGAGUUAUGGUCCGUCAAACAUUCGAAUAGUCCCAUUUCCAACUCGUGAAUACACUGAUGAUGAGUUCCAGUCCAUCAUAAAAAGUGUCAUGGGUGUAUUGUAUCUUUUGGGAUUUCUCUACCCAAUUUCUCGGUUGAUCAGCUAUUCUGUGUUUGAGAAGGAACAGAAGAUAAGAGAAGGUCUUUAUAUGAUGGGGCUGGAAGAUGGGAUAUUCCAUCUCUCAUGGUUUAUUGCAUAUGCUUUGCAGUUUGCAGUUUCUUCUGCAAUUAUUACGGUUUGCACUAUGGAUAAUCUUUUCAAGUACAGUGAUAAGACAGUGGUGUUCAUUUACUUCUUCUUCUUUGGACUAAGUGCAAUUAUGCUGUCAUUUUUAAUCUCUACAUUCUUCACAAGAGCGAAGACAGCUGUUGCUGUUGGGACCCUUACUUUUCUUGGUGCUUUUUUUCCUUACUACUCUGUCAAUGAUGAGGGUGUGCCUAUGACAUUAAAAGUAGUUGCGUCUUUGCUUUCACCAACGGCCUUUGCUUUAGGAUCAAUUAACUUUGCUGAUUAUGAGCGUGCUCAUGUUGGCCUUCGUUGGAGCAACAUAUGGCGCGCAUCAUCUGGCGUGAAUUUUUUGGUCUGUCUAUUGAUGAUGUUGCUCGAUGCGUUGCUCUACUGUUUAAUUGGUCUGUAUCUGGACAAGGUCCUUCCCAGGGAGAAUGGAGUUAGAUAUCCAUGGAACUUCAUUUUCCACAAGCGCUUUUGGAAAAAUCCAAGUAUUAACAAACAUCUCAAUCACAAUUCCGGUGUAGAAGUUAAUAGCCAUGACAGUGUUUCCAAGAAGGCAAGCUUUUCUGGGAAAGAUAAUGUUAAAGCGGCUGUUGAAGCGAUAACAUUUGAUAUGAAACAACAAGAGCUUGACCAUAGGUGCAUCAAGAUAAGAAAUCUGCACAAGGUAUAUGGCAGUAAAAAAGGGAAAUGUUGUGCUGUUAACUCAUUACAGCUCACCAUGUAUGAAAAUCAGAUUCUUGCACUUCUAGGACACAAUGGAGCUGGUAAAAGCACAACGAUAUCGAUGCUUGUCGGCCUUCUUCGCCCUACUUCAGGGGAUGCUUUGGUGUUUGGGAAGAAUAUUAUAACCGAAAUGGAGGAGAUACGGAAGGAAUUAGGGGUAUGCCCUCAAAAUGAUAUCCUUUUUCCAGAAUUAACGGUGAGGGAGCAUUUGGAAAUAUUUGCUAUAUUGAAAGGUGUGAAGGAAGAUUUUGUAAACAGCGCUGUUGUUGAUAUGGGUGAUCAAGUAGGUUUGGCUGAUAAAAUGAACACGGCUGUGAAUGCUCUGUCUGGAGGCAUGAAGAGGAAAUUGUCUCUUGGAAUUGCACUGAUAGGAAAUAGUAAGGUUAUAAUUUUGGAUGAACCGACUAGUGGAAUGGAUCCGUACUCUAUGCGCUUGACAUGGCAAUUAAUAAAAAAGAUUAGAAAGGGCAGGAUAGUAUUACUGACCACACACUCAAUGGAUGAAGCAGAAGUACUUGGAGAUCGUAUAGCUAUCAUGGCCAAUGGCUCUUUGAAAUGCUGCGGAAGUUCCCUUUUCUUGAAGCAUAAGUACGGGGUUGGUUAUACUCUAACUUUAGUGAAGUCUGCACCCACUGCCUCUGUUGCUGCUGACAUUGUUUUCCGCCAUAUCCCAUCAGCAACAUGUGUGAGCGAGGUUGGAACUGAGAUUUCGUUUAAGCUUCCUUUGGCAUCCUCGUCGUCCUUUGAAAGUAUGUUUAGGGAAAUUGAGAGUUGCAUGAAAAGACCCAUGUCCAACUUAGAAACAAGUUCUGGUGAGGACUAUUUGGGCAUUGAAAGUUAUGGUAUUUCUGUUACAACUUUGGAGGAGGUAUUCCUGAGGGUUGCGGGGUGUGACUAUGUUGAAGCUGCUUGUUUUGACAAGAAGACUGAUCUAGGGAUUCCUGAUUCUGUAAUUUGUCAGACUAAUGAUCCUGUGCCCAAAAAGAUCUUUCACUCAAAAAAAUCUUUUGGAUAUUAUAAGGAGAUUCUCGGGGUCUUAUUUACAAUAGUGGGAAGAGCUUGUGGUUUGAUUUUUGCUACAGUUUUAAGUUUCUUAAACUUCAUCAGUGUGCAAUGUUGUUGCUGUGGUAUCAUUUCAAGGUCAACAUUUUGGCGACAUUCUAAAGCAUUGUUCAUAAAGAGGGCAAUAUCUGCUCGCAGAGACCAGAAAACAAUUGUUUUCCAGCUUGUUAUUCCUGCAGUUUUCUUAUUUUUUGGUCUUCUAUUUCUCAAGCUCAAGCCACAUCCUGAUCAACUGUCUGUUACAUUUACAACUUCGCAUUUUAAUCCACUAUUACGUGGUGGUGGUGGUGGUCCAAUCCCUUUUGAUUUAUCCUGGCCUAUUGCAAAGGAGGUUGCACAGUAUGUUGAAGGGGGUUGGAUACAAAACUUCAAACCUGGUGCAUAUAAAUUCCCUAAUGCAGAGAAGGCAUUGGAUGAUGCAAUUGAGGCAGCAGGGCCAACCCUGGGACCUGUUUUACUUUCAAUGAGCGAAUUUUUAAUGUCUAGCUUUAAUGAAUCUUACCAGUCAAGGUAUGGGGCAAUUGUGAUGGAUGAUCAGAAUGAUGAUGGAAGUUUAGGGUACACUGUGCUACACAACAGUUCCUGUCAGCAUGCUGCCCCAACAUUUAUCAAUUUAAUGAAUGCUGCAAUUCUUAGGCUUGCUGCUCAUAAUAAGAAUAUGACAAUUCAAACACGUAAUCACCCUCUGCCAAUGACAAAAAGCCAACAUCUGCAACACCAUGAUUUGGAUGCAUUCUCUGCUGCAGUUAUUGUUAGCAUUGCCUUCUCCUUCAUUCCUGCGUCAUUUGCCGUUUCUAUUGUGAAGGAACGUGAAGUAAAAGCUAAACACCAGCAACUGAUUAGUGGGGUUUCUAUACUUUCAUACUGGGCUUCUACUUACAUAUGGGACUUCAUCAGCUUCCUAUUUCCUUCAUCUUUUGCAAUAAUUCUUUUUUACAUCUUUGGUCUGGAGCAGUUUAUUGGGAGCGGAUGUUUAUUGUCGACAGUAAUCAUGUUUUUAGCGUAUGGAUUAGCGAUUGCAUCAACAACAUAUUGCCUUACAUUUUUCUUUUCUGACCACAGUAUGGCUCAGAAUGUGGUUCUCUUGGUCCACUUUUUCACGGGACUGAUUCUUAUGGUUAUCUCAUUCAUUAUGGGGCUUAUAAAGACAACAUCAAGUGCAAAUUCUUUUCUCAAGAACUUUUUCAGAUUAUCUCCGGGGUUUUGCUUUGCUGAUGGACUCGCUUCACUGGCUCUUCUACGGCAAGAUAUGAAAAAUAAAUCUAGCAAUGAGGCCUUUGAUUGGAAUGUUACUGGUGGCUCAAUUUGCUAUCUUGGUAUUGAGAGCAUUUGCUACUUCCUUUUGACACUUGGGCUUGAACAUUUGCCUUAUAACAAAUUGACACUAGCCACGCUGAAGGAAUGGUGGAAGAGUACUAAAAGUACCCGUCAAGGCAGUUCGAGUUAUCUAGAACCCCUUCUGAAAUCUUCCUCAGAAGUUAUCACUCAUGACCUUGAUGAAGACAUAGAUGUGAAGACGGAAAGAACUAGGGUACUUUCAGGUUCCAUUGACAAUGCCAUAAUCUACUUGCAGAAUCUUUGGAAGGUGUAUCCUGGAGGAAAGCUUCAUGGUCCAAAAAUAGCAGUAAAUUCAUUGACUUUUUCAGUUCAAGAAGGAGAAUGUUUUGGUUUCUUAGGAACAAAUGGAGCUGGAAAGACCACAACUCUGUCAAUGCUGACUGGAGAGGAAUCUCCAACUGAUGGGACUGCUUGUAUAUUUGGCAAGGAUAUAUGCUCUAAUCCCAAGGCUGCUCGUCGACAUAUUGGGUUUUGCCCACAGUUCGAUGCUUUGUUAGAAUUUUUAACUGUUCAAGAGCAUCUUGAGCUUUAUGCCACAAUAAAGGGAGUACCAGAUUACCAGAUAGAUGAUGUUGUAAUGGAAAAGUUAGUGGAGUUUGACUUGUUAAAGCAUGCCAACAAACCAUCAUUUUCCCUCAGUGGGGGAAACAAGCGUAAAUUAUCUGUUGCAAUUGCGAUGAUCGGAGAUCCUCCUAUAGUCAUUCUAGAUGAGCCAUCAACUGGUAUGGAUCCAAUUGCCAAAAGAUUCAUGUGGGAAGUGAUAUCUCGUCUCUCAACCAGACGAGGAAAGACAGCAGUAAUACUUACUACUCAUAGUAUGAAUGAAGCUCAAGCUCUUUGCACCCGUAUGGGAAUAAUGGUUGGAGGCCGAUUAAGAUGCAUUGGUAGUCCCCAGCAUUUGAAAACACGAUUUGGAAAUCAUCUUGAGCUAGAGGUUAAACCUUUUGAAGUCAGCUCUGGGGACUUGGAAAAUCUUUGCCGAGUUAUUCAAGAAAGGCUUUCAUAUGUUCCUUCUCAUCCUAGGAGCUUACUUGAUGGCUUCGAAGUUUGCAUUGGGGCCACUGACUCCAUUGUGGCUGAAAAUGCAUCAGUGGCAGAGAUUAGCUUGUCACGGGAAAUGAUAAUCAUUAUUGGACGAUGGCUUGGCAAUGAAGAAAGAAUAAAGUCGCUUAUAUCUUCAGUGCCACUUUCUGAUGGCGUGAUUGGUGAACAGUUAGCUGAGCAGUUGGUUCGAGAUGGCGGAAUACCUUUGCCAAUAUUUUCUGAGUGGUGGUUGUCCAAUGAAAAGUUUUCAGCAAUUGAUUCAUUUGUCUUCUCAUCAUUUCCCGGUGCAAUAUUCCAAGGCUUCAAUGGCCUGAGUGCUAAAUAUCAGUUGCCAUACGGACAGGGCCUCUCACUUGCAGAUGUCUUUGGACACCUCGAACGGAACAGAUAUAAACUUGGAAUUGCAGAAUACAGUAUUAGCCAGUCCACUUUGGAAACCAUAUUCAACCAUUUUGCAGCAAACUCAUGAGAAUCAUCAUCUACUGAGACAAAUCUAAUUUAAAUAGUUUUACAUGACUCAUCAAAUCAUCACCCGGCACAAGCGGCUCUCUUGUUUUAAAGUUGAGACCGCCAUACGAGGCUCUAUGUAGAUAUUAGAGACGGCAUAUUGUACAUAAGUUAACUUUGGGGAAAUGUAGUCUGUUAAAAAAAUUAUGAGUCUACAAUCGUACCUGUCAUCAAUCAUACGGGUCUAGGAGGGUCUUGCAGCCAGCAUCCUGUCUAAGCUUGGCGAGAUGACAUUGUUCCAGAAGUGCAUUUGAAAAAUCAUAUUGAUGUGAACGUAGAAGAUAUGGAGUUCCCUUUAUU
Prunus avium (sweet cherry) is the source of this 6267-nucleotide messenger RNA. It is a transcript of the gene ABCA1, whose product is annotated as ATP-binding cassette A1. Gene Ontology annotation, molecular function: lipid carrier activity; ATP binding; ATP hydrolysis activity. Gene Ontology annotation, biological process: transmembrane transport; lipid transport. The record is from RefSeq and is a predicted model, not a curated record. Lineage: Eukaryota; Viridiplantae; Streptophyta; Magnoliopsida; Rosales; Rosaceae. Gene Ontology annotation, cellular component: membrane; intracellular membrane-bounded organelle.